Ictalurus punctatus (channel catfish) is the source of this 2332-nucleotide messenger RNA. It is a transcript of the gene crbn, whose product is annotated as cereblon. The record is from RefSeq and is a predicted model, not a curated record. Gene Ontology annotation, biological process: protein ubiquitination. The coding region runs from base 77 to 1417 and encodes 446 amino acids. Gene Ontology annotation, cellular component: Cul4A-RING E3 ubiquitin ligase complex. Lineage: Eukaryota; Metazoa; Chordata; Actinopteri; Siluriformes; Ictaluridae. The transcript is spliced from 11 exons.
GUUUUCGCUUCUUCUCCGUGACUGUGCUCAGACUGUUCGUGUUUUGGGAGAGUAAUCAUGGUGUAAACACACGGCCAUGGCUGAUGAGAGAGAAGGAGCUGAUAACAACAACAUUAACGACGACAUGGGGAACCAGCUACAGCUCUUACCGGAAAACGAGGAGGAGGAAGAAGAUGACAUGGAAACCGAGGAUCGCGACAGCGAGGGUGCGGAAAAGCCGAGCAUCAUCAACUUCGACCCCAGCCUGCCCACCUCGCACGCUUACCUGGGUUCAGACAUGGAGGAGUUCCACGGGCGCACUCUUCACGACGACGACAGCGUGCAGAGUCUCCCCGUCCUCCCUCACGCCACCCUCAUCCUGAUUCCGGGUCAGACGCUGCCGCUGCAGCUCUUCAGACCGCAGGAGGUCAGCAUGUUCCGCAACCUGGUCAGCCACGACCGCACUUUCGCCGUGCUGGCGCACAGUCCGGAUUCGGGCGGAGGAGAGCUGCAGGCGGAGUUCGGGACGACGGCGGAGAUCUACGCCUUUCGCGAGGAGCAGGAGUACGGCAUCGAGACGGUGAAAAUCAAAGCCGUCGGACGGCAGCGCUUUAAAGUGCACGACAUCCGCACGCAGGCAGACGGGAUCCGUCAGGCGAAGGUGCAGAUUCUGCCCGAACGGAUUCUGAUGGACCCUUUGAGCGCGCUGCAGCUCUCGACCCGCUUGCACAGACGUGUUCCGGAUGCCAGACCCGCGCCGCCUCAGAGCCAAGCACAACGCUGCCACACCUACAGACGGAGGAGGUUGUUUCCUGCUAGUAUGACCCCAUGGCCGUCCUGGGUUUAUGCCCUGUACGACUCGGAGACUCUAAUGAGCAGAGUUAAGAAGCAGCUCCACGAAUGGGAUGAGAACCUCAAAGACGAAUCGCUUCCUACUAACGCUAUAGAUUUCUCCUACAGGGUGGCAGCGUGUUUGCCGAUAGACGAUGCCCUCAGACUGCAGCUCCUGAGGAUCGGUAGUGCCAUUCAGAGACUCCGCUGUGAGCUGGACAUCAUGGACAGGUGCACGUCUCUGUGCUGUAAGCAGUGCCAGGACACCGAGAUCACCACCAAGAACGAGAUCUUCAGCCUGUCUCUGUGUGGGCCGAUGGCAGCUUACGUGAAUCCUCAUGGUUACGUCCACGAGACUCUGACCGUCUACAAGGCCAGCAACCUCAACCUGAUCGGGAGACCCUCCACUCUGCACAGCUGGUUCCCAGGGUACGCGUGGACCAUCGCGCAGUGCCGGACCUGCGGUUCUCACAUGGGCUGGAAGUUCACAGCUAUGAAAAAGGAUAUGAGUCCUCAGCGAUUCUGGGGUCUGACUCGCUCGGCGCUCUUACCCACAAUUCCUCAGGGCGAGGAGGGUGUGGAAGGCUCGCGCCUGCUCUGCCUGUAACCUCAGCGCCACGCAUACGCACACAGAAUCUCGAUCACGUCAGCCGUCCUCCAUCACACCCCACACUCCGAGUGAAUGAGAGAGGCAGGAAGGAGAUCAAAAGCGGUGGAUGAGUUGGAGGAGGAAGAGGAAGAGUGUCGAGAGAGAGAGAGAGAGAGAGAAAUCAAACACUCUAUCACUAUAAGGCACUGAGUUGUCACUUUAAUGAAAUCUAUUUCAAUCAGAACGACACACAACAGCAUUUUUCCCCGACAUAGCAAAGUAUGUGCACAUCAUAAUCAUCACAUCUUGUUGUUUUUUUUAUUUUGUUGUUCCUCUUUGAUGUUAUAUAAAUAGGCUUUUCUGUAAAAAUGAGGGAUUUUGUCUGACGAUCCCUUAUUGGCCAAAGCGCGAUGACGCUCUGUGUGUGUAGAUAAGGAGUUGGGUGUGGUACCGUGUGCCACCGUGACUGCAGAUUGAAACGGACAGCCUGUGAUUUAUUAAAAAAAAACAAAAAAAAAAACCUUAUCGUUGACGAAUCGUACGAGAGACGCGACUGUAUCUACUGUAUUUUUGUAUGUUUCACGUCUACUUUUAUCGCCGACGUUUUCUCCCGUUUUAUUUCGCCAUGGAUGAUGUUUUUGGACGUAUACGCGUGUUAAACACUGAAAAAGAUCGUGUGUUUUCUAGAAAGAUCUGUGUGUAGAUUGAGAACUUUGGUUUCUAAAGGACCUACGAUACGCAUUCGUUAAAGCGCACACACACACACACACACACACACUUAAGAUUCACUUCACACAUACGCAGUAUAGUUUGUGUAAUAUAUUUCCUCAUAUUUCAUGUUUCAGUUCCACUCACUGGCGUAUUUAUGACCGUAAUAUAUUCCAAGGAUUCUUGCUGAUCAGUACUACAUGCUCUAAUAAAAUCUGGAAUGUG